Entamoeba invadens IP1 is the source of this 1386-nucleotide messenger RNA. Its product is annotated as elongation factor 1-alpha, putative. Gene Ontology annotation, molecular function: GTP binding; GTPase activity. Bases 1 to 1386 code for a protein of 461 amino acids. NCBI's taxonomy places the organism in Eukaryota, Evosea, Mastigamoebida, Endamoebidae. The record is from RefSeq and is a predicted model, not a curated record. The transcript has a single exon.
AUGAAUACAAAUCGAAUGAGUAAUUACAAGCCACAUAUUAACAUCAGUGUUGCUGGUCCAUAUCACAGUGGGAAGAGUACUCUUUUUGGUCAUUUUAUCUACCAACUUGGUGGUGUUGACAAGCGUACCAUAGAACGUUUUAAAAGCAUUUCAGAGUCUAUGGGGUUAUCUAAAUGUGAAUAUGCUUUUAUUCCCGAGUCUCAGCAGACUGAAAGAAGUCAACAGAGAUCUAUAGUACCAAGUACUUGGGUUAUCAACACCAACAAAUUUCGUGUCUCAUACACUGACACUCCCGGACAAAACCGUCUUAUUAAAAAUUGUAUUCGUGGUAUUCAGAAGGGUGACUAUGGUCUUCUUGUGCUUUCAGCGUUACAGAAUUUAGACGAACAAAAAGACGCAAUACGAGAAAAGUUGAUUCUUUUCAAGACCUUUCUUGUUGAUGUCUUUGCUGUUGUUAUAACAAAGAUGAGUGAAGUGGAUUACUCAGAAAGUCGCUUCGACGAAGUUCAAGCGUUUGUUACUGACGUUUUGAGUCUUCUUAAUUUUGAUGUUCACAAAAUCAAAUUUAUUCCAGUCGACGGAUUUGAAGGAGAAAACUUGUCGACUUUAUCAUUGAAAAUGCCUUGGGCAGUAAAGAAGAGUAAACCCCUUCUUGAAGAGAUCGACGCAUUACAAGUCCCCGAGAGAAGUUUAAAUGACAAGAAGCCACUUCGGGUGACUGUUGAAGACUCUUAUAGAAUCAGUGGAAUUGGGUGCGUCUGUGUUGGAAUGGUCGAGAGUGGUAUUUUACAAGAACAGAGUAAAUUAAUAGUGUCACCAAGUGGCGUGUCGGCACAAUGUAGAAGUAUUGAGAUGCACCAUGAGAGCUUAUUUGAAGGAAAAGGAAGAGAUUUUGUUGGUGUUAAUCUGCUGUAUGCAACUCAUUUGGACUUUCAUGUUGGAGACAUCAUUUCAGAUAUUAAUAGUCCGGCAGUCCGGUGCGAAAGAUUUGAAGCUCAAAUUCAAGUCGUUGAUCAGAGAAGUAUCAAAGUAGGGUACAUGCCACUUUUCAAUGGAGCUUUAGUCCAAAUGCAGUGUAAAAUAGUCGAAAUGAAGGCUGUGGAAAAGAAAGAUACAAAAGAGGUUGAAAGUGGGAGUGUUACAGAAGUACACUGUGGCGAAUCAGCAGUGGUUUCUAUAAUACCAUUAAGGCCUUUAUGUAUCGAGACUUUUGAAAAAUUUCCAAAAUUAGGAACUUUUUUAUUACGAGAUAAUGGGAAAGUAGUUGCGACGGGAAGAGUCAAAGAAAUUAUUAAUUGGUCAACAACAUCAAAUAACACCAUCAAAAAAUUAAUUGGGAAAAACACUCAAAUUCAAGCAAUAACAAUUGAUAAGUCAAUAUAUUAA